This is a messenger RNA of Theobroma cacao (cacao), 3369 nucleotides long. RefSeq names its product Chaperone DnaJ-domain superfamily protein. The record is from RefSeq and is a predicted model, not a curated record. NCBI's taxonomy places the organism in Eukaryota, Viridiplantae, Streptophyta, Magnoliopsida, Malvales, Malvaceae.
UUUUAAAUUGCUAUAUAAAUGGGAAAUUUAUUUCAUAUUUAAUUCUAAAUCUUUGUGGCUGUAGUUGGCUGUAGUUCUUUAUAUCGAAGCCCGCUUGACUCUCACCCUCCUCUAGCCCUUAAAGAAACCCGUUCCAUUGGUCAUAGCUUUUCAAAAGACGGUUGCUUUCCUCCAAAGCACAGAAACAAAACAUAUUCGCAUCUUUAACGGCUUUUCAUGGAUGAAAUCCGAAUGGAUUUUCCAGAAACUAACAUCCCACCUUCCUUCAUGUUUCUCCUCUAUCCUCUCCCCAUUCAGAACCCAAAAGCUCUACCAAUUCCCAUCUUCAGAUACCCCCAAACUUGCCCUCAACCAUAUAGGCAUAAGCCUCCUCUUAUCCAUCUCCGGUAAACAAGGAUUUAUCCUUCUCGGUUCCUCUAUCCACGCUUCCCUCAUCAAAAACCCUGAAAUUUGUAAGCCGGCUGGAGGUUUUAGGAAUUCCGAUAAUGCUCUUCUUGUUUGGAAUUCUCUCCUUGGGAUGUGCUCAAAAUGUGGCACUUUAACUGAUUUGACCAAGCUGUUUGAUGAAAUGCCAAUGAAAGAUACUGUUUCGUGGAACACUAUGAUAUCCGGGUUUUUAAGGAACGGGGAGUUUGAUAAUGGUUUCAGGUAUUUCAAACAGAUGAGAAAAUCGGGUUUUUGUUCGUUUGAUCAAGCGACUUUGACUACUAUUUUAUCAGCUUGUGAUGGAGUAGAGUUUUGUUGUGUUAAUAAGAUGAUGCAUGGUUUACUGUUUUUGAAUGGAUAUGAAAGGGAAAUUAGUGUAGGGAAUGCUUUAAUAACUUCAUAUUCUAAAUGUGGGUGUUUGAGUUCAGGUAGGCAGGUUUUUGAUGAGAUGUUUGAGAGGAAUGUUAUUACUUGGACAGCUAUGAUCUCUGGGCUAGUGCAGAAUGAAUUGUAUGAAGAAAGUUUGGAAUUGUUUAACGAAAUGCGUUUGGGAUCGGUGUGUCCAAAUUCUUUGACUUAUUUGAGCUCAUUGAUGGCAUGUUCUGGUUUGCAGGCACUAAAGGAAGGGCGUCAAAUUCAUGGUCUUUUAUGGAAGCUGGGGAUUCAGUCUGAACUCUGUAUUGAGAGUUCACUAAUGGACAUGUACUCGAAAUGUGGAAGUGUGAAUGAUGCAUGGCAGAUUUUUGAAUCUGCACAAGAUCUCGAUGAGGUUUCCAUGACUGUAAUCCUUGUUGGUUUGGCACAAAAUGGGUUCGAGGAAGAAGCUAAACGGUUUUUUGUGAGAAUGUUCGAGUCAGGAAUUGAAAUUGAUCCCAACAUGCUGUCUGCUGUUUUUGGGAUAUUUGGUGAGGAUACUUCAUUGGGUUUGGGUAAGCAGAUUCAUUCUUUAAUCAUCAAAAGAAAUUUUGGUUGUAACUCUUAUGUCAGCAAUGGACUCAUCAACAUGUAUUCCAAGUGUGGAGAUUUAGAGGAGUCAGUCAAAGUCUUCAGUCGAAUGUCUCAAAGGAACUCAAUCUCAUGGAAUUCUAUAAUUGCAGCUUUUGCUCGUCACGGGGAUGGCUAUAGAGCACUACAGUUAUACGAGGAGAUGAGAUCAGAAGGUAUAGAGCCAACAGAUGUUACAUUCCUCUCUUUGCUUCAUGCUUGUAGCCAUGUGGGCUUAGUCGAAAAGGGAAUGGAGCUCUUGAAGUCCAUGACUGAAGUUCACGGAAUUCUCCCUCGGGCAGAACACUACGCCUCUGUUGUCGACAUGUUAGGCCGUGCAGGACUCCUCAAUGAAGCCAAGACGCUCAUCGAGGGAUUGCCCUUCAAGCCUGACGUGCUCGUUUGGCAAGCUCUCCUUGGCGCUUGUGGCAUUCAUGGUGAUUUCGAGAUGGGGAAAUAUGCAGCUGAUCAGCUACUUAUAGCAACACCUGAAAGCCCGGUGCCAUACGUUUCAAUGGCCAACAUAUGUUCACUUAGAGGUAAAUGGAAAGAACGAGCGAGGACCAUCAAGAGAAUGAAGGAGGUCGGGGUGGUGAAAGAAACAGGUAUAAGUUGGAUAGAGACUGAAAAGAAAGUCCAUAGCUUUGUUGUUCAGGAUAGAAUACAUCCACAAGCUGAGGCUGUAUAUGGGGUUUUGAAGGAGCUGUUUAGACUCAUGUUAGAUGAAGGUUAUGUGCCAAAUGAGAGCUUUAAUUUCAGUUACAUAGACCAAGAUGCAAGAGGAGGAUGCACUAAUCUUGUUUAUCUCAACGGCCGAAAUUUCACUAAUUUUACUAUAAGGUCUCCACGUCGUCGUUUCUCUCCUCGACUGACGGUUAAUUGCAGAGGUAGAGCCGGAGAGGAUCCUUCGCCGGUUCUCUCCAGUUCCACCGCUUUCGCCAUCCUCGGCAUCCACCCUAACUGCUCCACCGCCGAGCUCAAAGCUGCUUUCCGUGCCAAAGUGAAGGACUACCAUCCUGAUGUAAACAGAGGUGGAGGAGAUUCUGAUACUAUGAUCCGCCGUGUAAUCCAGGCCUACGAGAUUUUAUCCAAUUACAGCCGGUCCGAGAUCAUUGAGAGGGAAUGUUUAGAUCCCUUUGACAGCCCCGAAUGCGAAGCAUUUGAUGUUUUUGUUAAUGAAGUUCUUUGCGUUGGCAAAGGGUGCCCAUAUUCUUGUGUGAAGAGAGCCCCUCGUGCAUUCACAUAUGAUCCUUCAACUGGAACUGCUCGUGCAACUUCUCAAGGACAUGCUGAAGAUUACCAAGUUCAGCUUGCAGUUGGUCAGUGUCCAAGAAGUUGCAUCCAUUUUGUGACACCUUCACAAAGAAUUAUUCUAGAGGAGUUACUUGAUAGCAUCCUGGACAAGCCUUUCGAUACUUCAGCAGAGGCAGACUUGCUUUAUUCUCUCAUAGUUAAAGCUAAGUUUGAAAAUAAUAGGUACCAGAAGCCAAAGAAGCAACCAAAAACUUCCACCAAAAAUGUUGAUUGGUUUUGACCUAGGAGUAGAUCGAAGUCAUGUCCAAUGUUUGAUCCUCAAAACAACAUGCAACCAAUGAUGCUUUUGCUUUCAUAAAAGAAAGUGCAAUAGACUAUAUAUGAACAUAUAUGCUGUCGAAUAUGUUGCGUGUAUGUGUUUCUUUGGUGAAAGGUAGCUGAACAGAAGAAUUCGCCAACGGUGGGCAAACAUCAACAAAGCAAGAACUUGAGGUGUUCUGUUGUUUCCGGGAGGAGAAAGUGUAUAACGAAGAGCAGCUGCGAGAUUGGUUUAUCCUUUGGGAUAUGUAAUAUAGCCUUGUAUAUGAUACCAGCACAAUUUUAAACCCAUCUUCUCUAUAUCUAGACACUGUACCUGUUGUUUCAUUUUCUUCUUAGCCAAACACUUACGGCUUUUGAACAACGAACAAGAGAGAUAUUAGCAAA